This is a messenger RNA of Saccharomyces kudriavzevii IFO 1802, 1128 nucleotides long. RefSeq names its product Rsf1p (gene RSF1). Gene Ontology annotation, cellular component: nucleus; mitochondrion. Gene Ontology annotation, biological process: cellular respiration. The transcript has a single exon. Lineage: Eukaryota; Fungi; Ascomycota; Saccharomycetes; Saccharomycetales; Saccharomycetaceae. The record is from RefSeq and is a predicted model, not a curated record. The coding region runs from base 1 to 1128 and encodes 375 amino acids.
AUGGAGAAAUUCACUACAACUGAAGGACAGUCUGGGGACAGUAGGAGUAUGGUUGAUAUAGGAACACUACCUAACUUUCCUUGUAACCGCAGUAGUACUCCACGUGAGGGGAAUAAUCAGACGCCUAACAAGAUGGAAACUCCAAGAAUACUUGAUAUGAGCAUGGUACCAGAUUAUUUACAAAAGGAGAACUUUUCUCCAGAAUUCUCUUCUGCUACUGUAUCUGCAGGGUCAUCACCUGUGAACGUUACUCACGACGAGUGUCUUCCAUCAGGGAUCACAGGAUCAAGUGGUAAGAAGGGCUACAAGCAUGCGAUAAAGUGGCAGCAGCAACAGCAGCAGCAAGUGGCAGAUUUUAUGGAGAAUAUGCAUUCACUGUCCUCAGGAAUGCUCUGCCUUAGAUCAGAUAUCAUGAAAUCCUUGGAGCUGCCCGUUCCCAAGAGAAGAGAUAUCAAGGGCAAUCACCUAUCUAAAUUAUUAUUUGCUAAAUCUCCCCUAACUAUUAACACAUAUUGUCAGUUUUAUGACUGUAGGACUAAGUGCAUAUGUAACCAAGAAAUGAUUUGGAAAGAUAAGAAUAGUAGAGAAAAACAUGGUUCGAGGAAGUAUCAAAGGCACUUGAGCAAAGUUCAUAAUGUUCAACUGACACCGCAAAAUUUUACUCAGUUUUUCGAUCAUAAUUCUCCACUCUUCCAGGAAUGUUACAACUAUCAAUCCAGUUUGAUGAGCGAUUUAUUUAUUGAACCAGAUACAAAAGCUAAGGAGAAGAAAAGGAAACGGGCAGACGAUAUUACGAGAAAUGAUUCAGAAACUGGACAGAGCUUUGCGAAUCGGCCAGAACAACAGCAGAACAUCCUUGAACUUCAAUCAAAAAUAGCGAUGAAUGACUUGAUUGAGAACCUCAUCGACUUGAGCAUUCCAUUUUCCGUAUUAGACUACCAACCAAUGAGGGAUUGGCUCAUUAAAUACUCAAUCAUUUCGACAGAUACUUUACCGGAUGAAGUAUAUUUCAAAGCUGAUCCAGGCGUGAAUGAAUCGGAACAUAACAGAAAUGAAAGUAAUAAUAACAUCAGCAAUAAUAUUAGCAGCACUCCCCAUAAUCACAAUCAAAACCAGACUACACAUUAA